AUGGGGGUCAAGGAACAUUUCCACGCUGUGACCCGCAACUACAUCACCCACCCGAGGCUGACCUACCGGACGGUGUGUGGGGUGAACGGACCCCUGGUGGUCCUGGACAACGUGAAGUUCGCCCAGUAUGCAGAGAUCGUCAACUUCACCCUCCCAAACGGCACCCGUCGGAGCGGGCAGGUGCUGGAGGUGGCCGGCUCCAAAGCCAUUGUCCAGGUGUUUGAAGGGACCUCUGGCAUCGAUGCCCACAAGACGACUUGCGAGUUCACUGGGGACAUCCUCCGCACGCCGGUGUCCGAGGACAUGCUGGGCCGCGUCUUCAACGGUUCGGCCAAGCCCAUCGACAAAGGCCCCGUGGUGAUGGCGGAGGACUUCCUGGACAUUAACGGGCAGCCCAUCAAUCCUCAGGGGCGCAUUUACCCCGAGGAGAUGAUCCAGACGGGACUCUCCCCCAUCGACGUCAUGAACAGCAUCGCCAGAGGACAGAAGAUCCCCAUCUUCUCAGCUGCUGGCCUCCCCCACAACGAGAUCGCAGCUCAGAUCUGCAGGCAGGCCGGGCUGGUGAAGAAAUCGAAAGACGCCAUGGAUUACCACGAGGAUAACUUUGCCAUCGUCUUCGCCGCCAUGGGGGUGAACAUGGAAACGGCCCGGUUCUUCAAAUCGGACUUUGAGGAGAACGGGUCCAUGGAGAACGUCUGCCUGUUCCUCAACUUGGCCAACGACCCCACUAUUGAGCGGAUCAUCACGCCCCGUCUGGCUCUGACCACGGCCGAGUUCCUGGCCUAUCAGUGUGAGAAGCACGUUCUGGUGAUCCUGAUCUACCCGCCCAUCAACGUGCUGCCGUCUCUCUCCCGUCUGAUGAAGUCGGCCAUUGGGGAAGGCAUGACCCGGAAGGACCACGGGGACGUUUCGAAUCAAUUGUACGCCUGCUAUGCCAUUGGCAAAGACGUCCAGGCUAUGAAGGCCGUGGUGGGGGAAGAGGCCCUGUCAGCCGACGACCUUCUCUACUUGGAGUUCUUGCAGAAGUUUGAGAAGCAGUUCAUUGCUCAAGGGGCCUAUGAGAACCGGACCAUCUUCGAGUCCCUGGAUAUCGGCUGGCAGCUGCUGCGGAUCUUCCCCAAAGAGCUUCUGAAACGGAUCCCGGAAAGCAUCUUGGCCGAGUAUUACCCCCGCGAGGCUAAAGGCAAUUCCAGCUCCGACACGGCCCUCUGA
This is a messenger RNA of Protobothrops mucrosquamatus (brown spotted pit viper), 1212 nucleotides long. RefSeq names its product V-type proton ATPase subunit B, kidney isoform. The record is from RefSeq and is a predicted model, not a curated record. Lineage: Eukaryota; Metazoa; Chordata; Lepidosauria; Squamata; Viperidae. Gene Ontology annotation, molecular function: ATP binding. Gene Ontology annotation, biological process: ATP metabolic process; proton transmembrane transport. The transcript is spliced from 12 exons. Bases 1 to 1212 code for a protein of 403 amino acids.